AAUAAAGUUCUUGAAUUGAUGAAUCAUCUUGCUCAUUGUUCACACAAGAUAAAGCAAAUUUCGCUAUAUUGGUGAUGAUGUUAAUUUCUUCAUAUGGUAUUGUCUUGUCUAUUCUUGCAAUCCUAGAAUUGAAGGGAAAGAUUUCUUUUUGGAGGAUUUUUUGGUCGGCAUUCGAAGAAAAUGAGGGAAGCAUGAUGUGUGACAACAACAACUUUGGCAUGCUUGAAGAACUCAACAAGUUGGACGCCGAGGAAGAAAAUGAGAUAGAGGAACUUUCUGACAUACCUUCGUGGACAAGCCAGCGCGGCGGAAAGGUUCUUGUCAAUGUUGAUAGCUUUGGUGCUGCAGGAGAUGGAGAAACCGAUGAUACUGAGGCUCUUCAAAAAGCAUGGGGAGUUGCUUGUUCUACAUCAAAAGCUGUUCUAUUGGUUCCACAAGGACGCCGUUACCUUGUUAACGCAACGAAAUUCAUAGGGCCUUGUAAGGACAAUUUAAUCAUCCAGAUUGAUGGAACAUUGGUUGCCCCGGAUGAUCCUAAGAGCUGGGAUCCAAAACUUCCACGCGUUUGGCUCGAUUUUUCUAAAUUGAACAAAGCUGUUUUCCAAGGCUCUGGAGUUAUCGACGGCUCAGGAAGUAAAUGGUGGGCAGCAUCUUGCAAAAAGAACAAGACUAAUCCUUGCAGAGGUGCACCGACGGCAUUUACCAUUGAUACAAGUUCAGGUAUAAAGGUGAAAGGACUAACUAUCCAGAACAGCCAACAGAUGCAUUUUACGAUCUCGCGAUGCGAUUCUGUUCGAAUUUUAGGAGUGAAAGUGUCUUCACCAGGAGACAGUCCAAACACUGACGGAAUUCAUAUUAGUGAAUCAACAAAUGUCAUUGUCCAAGACUGCAAAAUCGGAACAGGGGAUGAUUGCAUUUCAAUUGUGAAUGCCAGUUCUAAUAUCAAAAUGAAGAGAAUUUAUUGUGGACCAGGACAUGGAAUAAGCAUUGGAAGCCUUGGUAAAGACAACUCAACUGGUGUAGUCACAAAAGUGAUUUUGGAUACAGCAUUUAUAAAAGACACCACUAAUGGUGUCAGAAUUAAGACUUGGCAGGGAGGUGCCGGAUAUGUUCGAGGGGUACGCUUUCAGAAUGUGAGAGUCGAAAAUGUAUCAAACCCGAUUCUUAUAGAUCAAUUUUACUGUGAUUCACCAACAUCAUGUCAAAACCAGGAAUCAGCUUUGGAGAUAAGUGAGAUAAUGUACCAAAACAUAAGCGGGACUACAAAUAGUGCUAAGGCCAUUAAAUUUGAUUGUAGUGACAGUGUUCCAUGCAGCAAAUUAAUCCUUAGCAAUGUUGAUUUGGAGAAACAAGAUGGCACAGUUGAAACAUAUUGCCAUUCAGCUCAAGGAUUUGGAUAUGGUGUAGUUCAUCCUUCUGCUGAUUGCCUUAAUUCCAAUGACAAAACCUCUCAAGUUCAUGAAUCUCAAUCUAUUACUUCUCAAGAUGAUGAUGAUAUUCGUCACACGGAAUUAUAAUUGAAUGUCGUCUCUGUAAAAAUCGGAGAGUUAAGACGAAAAAAUAUACAAUAACCUUUUGAUUACAGUUUAAUACAUCAAAAGGGGGUGUAGCUAUUAUAGUGGUGGUAUGUUUGGGAUGAGGUCAGAGACAAAUUAAAAAGGAUAUGAUAUUGAAUAAUUAGGAAUUACAUUGAAGAUUAAGAAGAAGAAAAAAUAUAUCAAUUUUAGAAUAUUGAUUGGUAUAGAUUUUUAUUUUACUA
This is a messenger RNA of Lathyrus oleraceus (garden pea), 1759 nucleotides long. Its product is annotated as probable polygalacturonase At1g80170. The record is from RefSeq and is a predicted model, not a curated record. The transcript is spliced from 10 exons. Bases 75 to 1517 code for a protein of 480 amino acids. Gene Ontology annotation, molecular function: polygalacturonase activity. Gene Ontology annotation, biological process: carbohydrate metabolic process. Lineage: Eukaryota; Viridiplantae; Streptophyta; Magnoliopsida; Fabales; Fabaceae.